Drosophila nasuta is the source of this 2776-nucleotide messenger RNA. Its product is annotated as endoplasmic reticulum metallopeptidase 1-like. NCBI's taxonomy places the organism in Eukaryota, Metazoa, Arthropoda, Insecta, Diptera, Drosophilidae. Gene Ontology annotation, biological process: proteolysis. Gene Ontology annotation, molecular function: metalloexopeptidase activity. Bases 63 to 2681 code for a protein of 872 amino acids. The transcript has 10 exons. The record is from RefSeq and is a predicted model, not a curated record.
GAGCUCCUUAGUUCUAUUUGGGAAAACGUGAAGUACACAUCACCAGACCGAGAAACUCAAGCAUGAGCGAUAAAGAUCGACUGCUAGAUAAGGAGGCUGGCAAAGGACCAAUCAAAGAUAUUGCUUGGAAAGAUGCCACAAAAGCUCCCUGGUAUUUCGGAACAGGAUUCAUCAUCUUCUGGAUGUUACUGUUUUUCGCAGUAGUCAUUCCGCUCUUCUACCGCUUACCCGCAGCUCUUAGCAUCGAGGAUGGGCAAACUGGAGAAUUCAUUGGAGAACGUGCCUAUAACACACUCAACAAUCUUGUCAACAUUGGCCCCAAAGUGCUUGGCACUGAUGCCAAUGAAGUUGACGCUGUACUUUUUCUACUCAACGAGAUCGCCGACAUAACGAAAAAUCUGCUCACCGAUCGCUAUACCAUAGAGAUCGAUGUACAGAAAACCUCAGGUGCCCACAUCUACAGUAACAUGCUUGAAGUGUAUCGGGAAGCUCAAAAUGUUGUUGUGAAAUUGUCGCCAAAAAAUUCCACAAGCGAUUCUUAUCUGCUUUUGAAUAGUCACUAUGACACAGUGCUGACUUCGCCAGGAGCGGGUGAUGAUGGAUUCAUGGUUGCCGUUAUGCUGGAGGUUCUGCGUGUGAUGGCCACGACACAUCAGAACUUUGAGCAUCCCAUUAUCUUUCUCUUCAAUGGCGAUGAGGAAAUGGGCUUACAGGCAUCGCAUGGCUUUAUAACUCAACACAAAUGGGCGGCGAAUUGCAAAGCAGUGAUCAACUUGGAUGCUGGCGGUAGUGGAGGGCGAGAUAUUUUAUUCCAGACAGGACCUUCACAUUCCUGGCUUGCCAACUACUAUAAGAAAAGUGCCAAGCAUCCUUUUGCCACAACUUUGGCUGAGGAAAUCUUUCAAGCGGGUCUUAUACCUUCAGACACGGACUAUCGCAUCUUCGUUGAACAUGGCAAUAUUCCAGGUGUCGACAUCAGUCAGUUUAUUAACGGAUACGUAUAUCACACCAAGUAUGACCGAACAGAUGUAAUUCCUCGCGGAUCUAUUCAAAAUACGGGUGAUAAUGUCCUUGGGCUCGUCAAGGCCCUAGCCAACGCUCCUGAAUUGCGCGAUAUUAAGGAUCAUGAGGAGGGACGCGCUAUCUUCUUUGAUUACCUAGGACUUUUCUUUAUCAGCUACUCGGUAGAAACAGGAAACAUAUUGAACUAUAGCGUCGUUGGAGUUACCCUUCUUCUAAUCUUCAUAUCAAUGUUCCGCAUGUCAGCAUUGUCCUCGCUUUCCUGUUGCCAAGUGAUUCAGCAACUUAUAAUAACACUGAUUAUACAGAUCAUCGCUUUUGUUCUGGCCCUGGUAUUACCGAUAAUCGUGGCCUAUUACUUCGACAGUUUUGGAUUGUCCUUGACCUACUUCAGCUCUCCCUAUCUGCUCAUCGGAUUGUAUAUUUUCCCUUCGCUCAUUGGUCUGAGUCUUCCCCUCAUCCUUUAUUGCCAAUCACUGCAGCAAAAUAAAUUGCCCACCAUAUACCACCUGCAGUUAGCACUUCAUAGCUGGGCAAUAAUUUUAUCGCUUUUGCUUCUCGGAAUGACGUCAUAUGGACUUCGAUCUGGAUAUUUUUUUACAAUUUCAAUUAUUUUUUAUACCAUACCACUGAUCAUAAAUUUGAUAACAACAUUUCACGAUCGCGGCUUCAGUUGGGCUGGCACAGUAAUGAGUUUCCAGGUGAUUCCAUAUCUUUAUAUCAGCUCCCUCAUCUACACCUUAUACGUCGCCUUAACCCCCACCAACGGUCGUGCCGGAAGUGCUUCGAAUCCCGACAUUAUGACUGCUGGCCUAACAGCCCUCGGCACUUUGCUCUGCUUUGGAUUCUUGGCUCCUCUAAUCAACAUGUUUCGUCGACCAUCCAUCGUGGUGUUCUCCCUGUUUCUGGUCAGUGUUGUUACCAUGUACUUGGCGAGCAGCACUAAGAUCGGGUUUCCUUAUCGACCCAAGACCAACACCGAACGCGUCAUGUAUCAACACGUGCGCAGAAUCUUUUACGAGUACGAUGGAACUGUUAGCCGUGACGAAUCCGGCUAUUUGUUUAACUUCCAAGACAGAAGAGAGGAACAACCUUACGCAGGGGUCAAUCUAACAGGAUCGGUAAGAACUAAAUCGGAAUGUGACAAGCACAUGAUGUGUGGACUCCCUUACUUUGAUGAAAGAUGGGUGGGAAACCGCUUUGAGGGCAUGUGGUUACCCCGAGAGGAGCCCAUUGUACCGCCAAUUCCCGUUACUCUGGAGCUACUGAGCAAAACAGUGUUGGAUAACAAUAAGACUGCGCGUUUUGAGUUCAGAUUAAAGGGCCCGCAGUAUAUGAGUUUAUAUAUUCAACCGAAUGAAGAUGAUUUUGUAUCCAUAAGCAACUGGACAUUCUCACAGACUUAUUUGGAGAAUCCUCCUCCUUCCCCACUAACUUACCACAUAUAUAUUUCAUAUGGCUCAAAAAGUCCAUCGCUGGACUUUACAUUGGAUCUUUCGAAACUGAAUGGCAACUAUGAAGUUCCUGUACUAGAAAUAGGAGCCUCGGGACAUUGUCUUGGGAAUAAAGGCGAUGAAAUCAGUCAAAGCUUCGCCACAACAUUUCCACACUACGCAAUUGUAGUGGACUGGCCCUCAACAUAUAAACGAUAUAUCUUUUAAAUAAAAACUAAGCUAUUCUAGGUUAAGCUAUGAUAAGUUAGGAGAGGGAUCUCUCGAAAUACAUAAAAAUACAACUUCCCCAAAGUUUUAUUGCC